Hyposmocoma kahamanoa is the source of this 1911-nucleotide messenger RNA. RefSeq names its product cytosol aminopeptidase-like. Bases 16 to 1725 code for a protein of 569 amino acids. The record is from RefSeq and is a predicted model, not a curated record. Gene Ontology annotation, cellular component: cytoplasm. Gene Ontology annotation, molecular function: manganese ion binding; metalloaminopeptidase activity. Gene Ontology annotation, biological process: proteolysis. NCBI's taxonomy places the organism in Eukaryota, Metazoa, Arthropoda, Insecta, Lepidoptera, Cosmopterigidae. The transcript has 12 exons.
AUUUUUUUACUGACUAUGGGGUUUUCAAAAUUGCUUUAUAGUGUGAGAUUGGCGCAGAGCACAAUAAAUUUAAGUAAAAGUGUUUUCGCGAGACAGUGCAGCAGCAGUGGUUUCAGCGAGACGUGCGUUUGCCCCGGGAAGGACAGCGGUGAACCGGACGGCCUCGUUCUCGGUGUGUACGAGUCGAAGGACGGUUCGACUUUUGAAUUAACGGAGGAGGGACGCCAAAUCGACCAGAAGUCCGCUGGGAAACUAUGUCGACACGUCAGCGAAAUGUCGUGCGAGCUGAAGCCCGGAGUCGCGUUUGUACUGACGGACCUGGCGCCAGACCUGCCCCCCGUCACCAUCGCGUCCUUCGGCAAGCGCGACGUCGGAUACAACCAUCUCGAAAACAUCAACGAAGCCAAGGAGAACGUGCGCGUGGGAGUGGGCGCGGGCGUGCGCGAGCUGCUGCGGCGAGGCGCGCAGAUGGUCUCCGUCGAUCCCGGAUACGGUCAGGAGGACGCCGCCGCGGAGGCAGCCAUGCUCGCAUCCUGGAGGUUCCAGGAGUUCAAGUCGUGCGAAAAUCGCGAGCCGGAAAUGAAAGUGAAACUAGCAGGGUCGGGAAAGGACGCAGACAAGUUCCAUCUCGGGGAGCUGCGCGGCCGAGCGCAAAACUGGGCGCGCUACCUGUCCGACAUGCCCGCCAACCACAUGACGCCCGUACAGUUGGCGCAGGCGGCCUUGGACGUGCUCUGUCCUUUGGGCGUGAAAAUAUCCGCACACGACGUCGACUGGAUUCGCACCCAGCGCAUGGAGGCAUUCCUGGCCGUGGCUCGCGGCUCGUGCGAGGACCCCUACUUUCUCGAGGCCACCUGGGAGGGGCCCGACAGCAAGAACAGGCCGCCCGUGCUCCUCGCCGCCAAAGGCGUCACCUUCGACAGCGGCGGAUUGUGCCUCAAGCGGCCUGCCAACAUGGUGGAAAACAGAGGCAGCAUGGCCGGAGCCGCCUGCGUCCUCGCCACCUUGCGUUACAUUGCCGAAAUAAAGAUGCCGAUAAAGGUGACCGCCGUUAUACCAAUUUGCGAAAACAUGAUAAGCGGACAGUGUAUGAAAGUGGGCGACGUGGUAAAAACACUCAACGGCCUGCACGUAACGAUCGAGAACACGGACAUGGAGGGGCGGCUGAUGCUGGCCGACGCGCUGGUGUACGGGCAGGCGGUGUACAAGCCGUCGCUGGUGAUCGACGUGGCCACCCUGACGCACGGCGUGCUGCUGGCCACGGGCGGCGGCGCGUUCGGCGCCUUCGCCACGUCGGAGGAGGCGUGGGGCGCGCUGCGCCACGCGGGCGCCGACAGCGGCGACCGGCCCUGGCGCUUCCCGCUCUGGAAGUACUACCUGACGCAAGUCACCAACGAGGCGGCCGUUGAUCUCAGAAACCAGGGCUCCGGACGAUCCACCCCCUGUCUCGGCGCGGCGUUCCUCAGCGUAAGUGAGCUGCCGCCUUUCGCGGCGCCCUCGAUUGUCGGUUCUGUGCGAACGGCGGUGCUUGUGUCCCAGAACUUCGUGUGCUGCGACUGGCUGCACUUGGACAUCACGGGCGUGGCCAAGCUGGCGCACUCCAUCGCGCCGCCCUACCUGGACCCGCUUCGCAUGACGGGGCGGCCGGCGCGCGCCCUCAUGUACCUCUUGCACGACCUCUCGCUGUCCUCCGAGAACGUCUCCUGCGACGCCGACCGGCGCUAGUCGCGCGCGGCCGCGUUCCUCGCCUCGCAUCAGCGCAGUCUUACCGAGCGUCGAAACUAGAUUAUGUACGAAUUUUUAUGACGGUAUAUGCGAACGAAGUAUUUCAGUCAUGUCCCCGACAACGUAAGAUGUUUGUAGUGUUAAAUAAAAAUAAUCUAAUUUAGGCUCCCGGACUAGACCAGUUCC